AUGAGCCACAGGAAAGUGGCAGAGAUGCUGAGAACCACAGCAGCGCGGAGGAACAGCAGAACGAGCGGGUUCCAUCAAGCAUACGGAAGACACCGCGACGUGACCCACACAGCGGCGGGGCUCAUACUCCGCCUGCGCAUGUGCUCUCUCCCCCCUGAACCCUCAGCUCAAGUCCAGAGCGGCGGCCGCAUACGCACUGGGAAUAAGCGCCGUCAAGGCACCCCACCUGUGCAGCCUGGAGUAGCCGCAGAGGCCGGCAUGGACGAUGACGCGGACUGGGAGGACUGGGACGCCUCCCCCAUGGACGUUUUCUGGGAUGAGAACAGUGACUGGGACGAUGCACUUGUCCCAGACGAUGAAGAGGACUACCAGGACACGAAGAGUGAGGAGGAAGACCAGGACACAGAGGGUGAAGAGGACAACCAGACUCCCCUAGCAGGGGCCAGGCGUCACAGGGACGAAGAGGAGGAUGAAGAGGACAACCAGACGGUGCCGGAAUGGUCCCCUUCGUCUCCCAGUCCAGACCUCGUGCCCUCCCGUCCCCCUUUGGAGACAGGAGUCCGCAGCAUCCAGCAUGUCCCGAUGGAGCUGCCCCCGAUGGAGCUGCCCCCGAUGGAGCUGCCCCCGAUGGAGCUGCCCCCAAUGGAGCUGCCCCCGAUGGAGCUGCCCCUGAUGGAGCUGUCAAAAGGAGCAUCAGUGAAGCACCACUCUCCACAUCAGAGGAAGAUGAACAAAUCCACACAGACUUGA
This is a messenger RNA of Knipowitschia caucasica, 750 nucleotides long. NCBI's taxonomy places the organism in Eukaryota, Metazoa, Chordata, Actinopteri, Gobiiformes, Gobiidae. The record is from the annotation of a GenBank genome assembly.